UCGCCCCGCCUCGCUCUCCGUCUGCGCAGGCGCAGUUGAGGCAGCGCGCCUGCGCCUUCUCAGGGCUCAGUGGUGUGUCAGCAGAUUCGUCACAAGCGGCCCGCGGGACUGGCCCCGGAGUUUCUAAAACAGCCUGACCACAGGAUGGAUCCAGCGCCCUCUGUGGUCCGUCUUGCUGUUUGUGAUGCCAUCCAUACCCUUGCGUCCUCUGAGGAUGGCGGCUGCAUCUUCUCUGUCUUGGGGUCCCUGAAGCACUACCUUGGUGAAGCAGAGGCCCUCCCUAGAGAGAGGGAGGAGUUUGCCAGGUUCCACUUCUCUCCCCUCCUCAGAUGUCUGGUCAGCAAGCUGAGCCCCGACUGGCUGGAGCUGUUACCUGCUGGCCAGCUGGAGGAGCUGUGGGCUAGCUUCUUCCUGGAGGGUCCGGCUGACCAGGCCUUCCUGGUGCUGAUGGAGGCUAUCGAGGGCACUGCUGGCCCCAGCUACCGUCUCAUGAAGCUGGCGCAACUGCUGGAGCGGUUCCUGCACGCUGGCAGGGUGGCGGUGCUGUUGGGGGAGCAGUGUCAGCAGCAGGCACAGCCCGGCACCCCCCUGCUCCAGGAGAUGCUGCUUGGCAAGGUGGUAUGUCUGCCUGACUACCUGAGCAACCGCCUGCAGCAUGAGAAUCUGGCCCUGUUCCUCCCGCAGAGGUAUUUCCCUCUGCUUGCUGAGGAGCUCGUCCGUGCGCUACGCAUUGUGGCAGACACUCUUCGAGGUGGUGGGGUGUCUUUCACGUCCUCACUGCUGGCUCCCUCUGUCCCAGGCGGAGUGAACUGCUCUGUCACCUUCGUGUCUCAAGUGCUAGGGAAGGUUUGCAUCCACGGGAGGCAGAAGGAGCUCCUGGGUGUGCUGGUACCCCGCCUGGCUGGACUCAUGCAGGAUGACAGGCUUUGGCAGCAGGUGUGCUGGCGUCUGGUGGAGUGCGUGCCUGACCGGGCUGUGGAGGCCAUGCUGAUGGGGCUCGUGGAGGCUGCCCCGGGGCCAGAGGUCCUGUCACAAUUGUUGGGGAACCUAGUGAUGAAAAAUAAGAAGGCCCAGUUUGUGAUGACCCGGAAGCUUUUGUUCUUACAGCAUCGGUGCACGAUGCCCAUGCUGCAGAGCCUCCUGGGGUACCUGGCUGCGGAUAGCCAGCGGCGACCUCUCCUCGUGCAGGUGCUGAAGGAGCUCCUGGAGAUGUGGGGCAGCAGUAGUGUCGUGAGACAUGCGCCAGUGCCGCAGCAGCACCACAUUGGCAAGGCCAUCCUCAUGUGCCUAGUGUACCUGGGGGAGGCGGAGCUCCAGGACAUCCGGGAAGAGCUGCUGGCCAGCAUGAUGGCAGGGGUGCAGAGCCACCUGGACAGCAGCUUGCCACCUGUGCGUCGCUUGGGCAUGGUGGUGGCCGAGGUCCUGAGCGCCCGCCUACACCCUGAAGGCCCGCCCCUCAAGUUCCAGUACGAGAAGGAUGAGCUGACCUGUGAGAUGCUGGCCUUGGUGGCUCCCCGGCCUGCAGAUGGUGGCCCCUCCACUUUGGGCCUGUCUGCGGCAUCGGUUGCCACAGAGACCCCUGCUGACGGUAGCUGGGAUGUUAGCACGGCACCUGUGCAACCUGAGGGGGCUGAUCCUGAGCUGGACAGUGAUGAUGAGUUUGUCCCUUAUGACAUGUCAGGGGACAAGGAGCUGAGGAGCAGCAAGGCACCUGCAUACAUCCGGGACUGUCUGGAAGCCCUGAUGACAUCAGAGGACCGGGAGCGCUGGGAGGCAGCCCUGCGGGUGCUGGAGGGCCUGGUCUACCGGAGCCCUGUGGCCACCCGGGAGGUGAGCGUGGAGUUGGCCCAGGUGCUGCUGCACCUGGAGGAGAAGAGCUUCGUGGCAGGCUUCGAAGCACUGUGCCGUGGAGCCCUGGUCGCCGUCACAGUGACAGACCCGGCCAGGGUGGCAGAGUACCUGACCACACAGUUCUACGCUCUCAACUACAGCCUGCGGCAGCGCAUAGACAUCCUGGACGUCCUGACUCUCGCCGCCCAGGAGCUGUCUCGACCUGGGUGCCAUAGCACGGCUCUCCAGUGGAGUCCCCCAAGUCUCGGGGUCCAGGGCGAGUCAGCCUUGGCUGCCUCUCAGCUUAGUGGUGUGGUGCCUACGGACUGGAAGGCAGUCGUGGAGCUACGGAUCAGAAGCAAGACCCGGCGAUUCUCUAAGGCCUCCUCCAGGCUGGACCCGGCAUGUGGCCCCAACAAGUUCAACGCUGUGGCUGGCUGCUUCUUCUUUCCCCUCAUCCAGCGCUUUGACAGACCUAUGGCAACCUUUGAUCUUUUGGGAGAUGACCACCUGGUCCUGGGCAGGCUGACCCACACUCUCGGGGCCCUGAUGUACCUGGCUGUGAACACCACGGUGGCCGUGUCCAUGGGGAAGGCCCUGCUGGAGUUCGUGUGGGCCCUUCGCUUCCACGCUGACGCCUAUGUGCGCCAGGGCUUGCUGUCUGCUGUCACAGCCAUCCUGCUCAGUGUGCCUGCAGAGCGGCUGCUGGGGGAGCUGUCGGAGGAGGUGCUGGAGGCCCGGGCCUGGCUAGCAGACAUGGCUGAAGAGGACCCUGAUGGGGAGUGCAGGGCACUGGCCGUGAGGGCGCUGCUGCUUGCUGAGAAGCUCAGGGACAGGCUUCUCCCACACCCUUCUCCCUAGACCUGCUGCAGGCCACCCAGCCUGCAGGAGCCCAUCAGGCUUGCAGGGACCUACCCGGCCCACAGGAGUCAACUUUGCCUCCAGGAGCCCACCUCACCUCCAGGAGCCCACCUGGAUGCCGGCCAGUGCUGUGGGAGAAGUGGAUGGUUGAGGUCAUGCAAAGCACCAGAGAGCUGCGCAGUGCCCCUGCAGCCACGUGGGACCUCGUGUACAAACUCAGGCCUGCCGCGGUGCUUGACUGCUAUCUAUAGCCUCACAGGCCAAGUAGUUGGCUAAAAACAUGCAGGAACCUCUCCCCAGGACAGGAGGUCUAGUGGGCACCAUCUUCCCUGAAGGGUUCCGUGCACGGACACCCAGGCAGAGUGCCGUCAGUGUGUGACCGGGUGCAAGACUAGACACCGUGGUCCAAGGAGGGGCCUGGCAAGUCUGCAGGACACAAGGCCUGCCACGGUGAGACGCAGCCAUGGCCACACGGGGGCACUGCUGCCCAGAACCCCAAACUCCCUCCUGGGUGCAUUUCAUACUUGGUUCCUUACCUGCUGUGUUUCUUGGCCUCUCUCUCACCUAAAGGCAGGCGAACUUAAAGAAAAGCAAGGAGGAAUAGAAAGGAGGUGGGGGGAGCAAGUAGCUUUCUUGCUUUUGGGUUCUGGCUGCUGGGCAGGCUCUGGGUUGCCAUGCCGUGUCCUGAAGGGGGUGCCCCAAGAGGCAGGAAGGGAGGCAGGGCACAGAGUUUGGACAAAAUAAACUUUAUUGCAGUUGUAGAAAA
Molecule: messenger RNA, 3457 nt
Organism: Loxodonta africana (African savanna elephant)
Lineage: Eukaryota; Metazoa; Chordata; Mammalia; Proboscidea; Elephantidae
Gene: TELO2
Product: telomere maintenance 2
Exons: 21
Coding region: 145-2691 (848 amino acids)
Biological process (GO): telomere maintenance via telomerase; protein stabilization
Cellular component (GO): cytosol
Molecular function (GO): telomeric repeat DNA binding; Hsp90 protein binding
Source: RefSeq, a predicted model, not a curated record